This is a messenger RNA of Rhagoletis zephyria (snowberry fruit fly), 4779 nucleotides long. It is a transcript of the gene ema, whose product is annotated as C-type lectin domain containing ema. Gene Ontology annotation, cellular component: Golgi apparatus; late endosome. The record is from RefSeq and is a predicted model, not a curated record. Lineage: Eukaryota; Metazoa; Arthropoda; Insecta; Diptera; Tephritidae. Gene Ontology annotation, biological process: vacuolar transport; regulation of autophagosome maturation; endosomal transport.
UGUUUAUUUCGGCUGAGAAAUGGGAUUAUCCGGAAUAUUUAAAGAAACGCAACCUAUAUAAACCAUAUAUCCCAUAUAAGAUAUUUUUAUUGUCUGAAAUGGAAUAAGAUACUCGAUUUUAAAUCACUUUGGUUAUGGAUAGUUUGAGCAAACUUAUCGUAGCCGGCGACUAUACUUUUUAACGCCGUUAUGAGAAGUAAGCGAUCAUAUGUUUAUUGACAGGAAAUGACAACAGCAACCGACAAUUUUCUUCUAUUGACAACGCAGUCGGUGAAGGGAAACAUUUUGGUUUUUUUUUGCAUUGAGUAUAGCAAUUAAAAGUUAAAGUAAAAACGCAAUUAAAUGGCAAAUUAACCAAACUAGUGCAAUCGUUUUCCAGCUCAACUCGUGUAUUAGAGGAACGCAAGCAAGCUUUGGAGCUAAAGCCAUUUGCAAAGCUUGGUGAAAAAAUUUGCUGCGAACCUUGUGAGGUUGUACAACAAAACCCAGAAAAAUGUUUCGUAGUCGCAGUUGGUUUGGAGGGAAUUGGAACCGCCCAAAGAAUCGCCUUUCAUUGGAACAUCUAAAGUACCUGUACAGUAUACUAGAGAAAAAUACGACUGUGUCGGAGAGUAAUCGCGGACUCUUGGUGGAAUCACUGCGAUGCAUUGCAGAAAUACUGAUCUGGGGCGAUCAGCAUGACUCUUCUGUAUUUGAUUUCUUUCUUGAGAAAAAUAUGCUGUCCUACUUUUUACACAUAAUGCGUCAAAAAAGUGGGGGCUCGAGCUUUGUGUGUGUGCAGCUAUUACAAACGUUAAAUAUUUUAUUUGAAAACAUACGCAAUGAGACAUCGCUGUAUUAUCUCUUGAGCAACAAUCAUGUCAAUUCUAUAAUUGUACACAAGUUUGAUUUUUCCGACGAGGAUGUAAUGGGCUAUUACAUUUUAUUUUUAAAGACGCUGAGUCUUAAACUCAAUACGCAUACCAUACAUUUCUUUUACAAUGAACAUACAAAUGACUUUCCGCUUUAUACAGAGGCUAUUAAAUUCUUUAAUCAUCCCGAAUCUAUGGUUCGUAUAGCAGUACGCACCAUCUCACUAAAUGUCUAUAAAGUGCAAAAUGCCAGUAUGUUGCGGUUUAUCAGAGACAAAACUGCCGCUCCUUAUUUCAGUAAUCUCGUAUGGUUCAUUGGCAAGCAUAUUUUGGAGUUAGACACUUGCGUGCGAACUGAUAUUGACCAUCAGUCAAAUCAGAAACUGUCCAAUUUGGUCGCCGAACAUCUCGAUCAUUUACAUUACCUGAACGAUAUUCUGCUACUCGAAAUAGACGACUUGAAUGCCGUACUUACCGAACAUUUGCUGCACAAGCUCUUUGUGCCGCUUUAUAUCUUCUCACUUACGCCCGCGCCACCUCCUCCUUCACUCGCCGUGGCUACACAAAAUCUAGCAGCGGUUCUAAAUCGGCCAGUCGAUAUUGAUAUACAAGAGAUUACUAAUCCACGUGUAUCAUCAAUCGUCGCCUUGUACCUGUUGUCUUUGGUCUUCUUGGUUGUAACACAUUCGCCGCUAGUGCAUGCCCUUGCCUGGGUGAUACUAAAUGGUGAUCACAGUGUCUUUAAAGAGGGCGCUGCUGAAGUAUUAAAUGCUUAUGUAGAGCAUCGCUUGGCUGUUGUGCCUGGUUUUGGCGAGCCGCGUGAAAGUUUGGAGCAAGCAUUAGAGACUGUAGGUGCUAACUCAUAUAGUUAUAGCUAUGAAGGUGACGAUUUGAAUACGGUUGAGGCCACAGCUGGUACAAGUACUACAGCAACAGCAGCGGAAAAUGUGGGAGAAUCCAUUGUUACGACAACAACUACGGAUGCUGAUGAGCAAAGAGAGGAAAGCGAUGCGCAAGUGAUAAAGCGUAAAUUUUCAGCGGGCAAAGCAAGCGUAGCUGCGGAAAUUGUACUAAAUAAUGCCAAAUUAGCUAAUAUCACCGACGAAGAGAAAGAGAAGCUACAGAAGCUAGGGCAGUCCUCUCAAGGGUUAAGCGAAUUGAGCCGACCGUUUUUACAAAUGGUGCUUUCAGCGUUGGACUGUACAGAGAAUGAUUAUUUAGCGCUUUUGGCAUUAUGUCUCAUUUACGCGAUGGCCUACAACCGAGAUGGUGUGAAGAACGAUUGGUUCGAACAAGUGCUUUCCAAAUCUGCCAAAGGCUCUUAUAGCUAUAAAACGGAACUGAUAGAACGUCUGCUGCACAUAAUAUCGCUCUCCAGUCAGCCGUCCUGUCGCAUACGUCUGAUUACCAUUGAAAUCGCUUUACAACUUCUUGUAACCUUCACUAAGCCUUGCACCGAUGACGCGUGCAUUACAGAAGCUCAGCAAGAUGCAUUGUUUUCAGCGCGCAAUCAGUCUAUGGUGGUUUUACGCAACUUUUAUAAAUCCGAAGACAUCUUUCUUGAUCUUUUCGAGGAUGAAUUUAAUGAAAUGCGCAAAGCGAUUUUGAAUGUUGAAUUUUUGUGUAUGGACUCGACAAUACUCCUACCACCAACUGGUACGCCCCUGACAGGCAUAAAUUUUACACGCCGCCUGCCGUGUGGCGAAGUGGAGAAGGCGCGUCGAGCCAUACGUGUUUUCUUCCUGCUGCGUAGAACAUGCCAAGAAUUUUUAAAUGAAAAAGAAACAUUGCUGCCGCUGACAAAUACCUUGCACCUGGUGCAGGUGGAUAACGUGUUAGACUUAAAUAACAGCGAUUUAAUUGCCUGCACCGUAAUCAGCAAGGAUGGCACCAAGCAGCGACGUUUCCUUGUUAUAGAUUCGUUGCAACUUAUACUCGUUGAACCAGACGCCAAACUGCUAGGAUGGGGUGUAGCUAAAUUUGUUGGAUUCCUGCAGGAUGUAGAAGUGGUCGGCGAUAAGGACGAUUCGCGCUGUCUGCAUAUAACCGUACAUCGUGGUGGCGCGACGCAUAACCGUACGCCGCUAUUAUCGGCGAAAUUCCUUUUCGACGAUCACAUACGCUGCAUGGCUGCGAAACAAAGGCUGACAAAAGGCCGCAGCAAGGCACGCCAAAAGAAAAUGUAUCAAAUCGCGCAACUCAUCGAAAUGCCGGGCCAAGUAGUCGACUCACCGGUCUAUGCAGUAGCUGGUCUACGUGCUGGUAGUGUGGCCAGCAGCAGCUCUCGUUCCUCACGCGAACACCGUCCCAUCUUGUCCACAGCGAAUAGGGUGCCUGGCUUUGCUGCAGCUUUAAAACGCGAUACAAAUAAUGGCGGUGGUGUAAGUCGCAUACAAAUGGCGCGAAAUCGCUCAAUCGAAGGCAUACGUAACGAGAGUGUUGGACGUCCACGUCGUCGCAAUUCCAAUUCCAGUUCACAUUCGUCGACAUCUCAAACGCGGGAAGUAAAUUCAUCACCCGGGCGUGAACAUUCGCCUAGCAGCUCUUCGCAGUCGCGGGAGCAUUCACAGAAUCGUACUUCAACACGUUCGCGUGACAGCAGUCCGCGCAUGCCUAGGCCGCGCUCUGAAGAAAUUCCGCUUGAAGAUUUCCAACAUUCACGCAACAAUAGUCCACAAUCACGUGGCAGUUCUUCACACGUCAAUACGCCAACACGUGUACUUACGCCAUCACGCGCGUUAAAUUACGAACAGAUCGCCAUUUCUGUGCAUAAUGGUAUGCCACGCGAAACGCAUUCCCCAGCGCCGCUUAACCCAACGCAGUUAAAUGGUGUUGCUAUUGCAAAAGAAGUCGUUGUACCGGUCGCUAGCUCCGAAGAGACAUCGUUUAUUGGCAGCGAGGAUGCACCAUCGAGUGAGCAACGACGUCGCGGAAUUAUCGAAACAGUAUAAAACUUAUGAACCGCUGUAGAUUUGCAUUAGGUUAAUAUAGAGGAUAAUAUACUAGUUUGUUUUGCGUUUAUAAUCCAUAAUCACAAUAUUCAUAUGUUUAAUCAACAAAACAAUAACAAUGAGGUUGAAAAAUGUUACAAAAAUUAUUUACCGUAAAUUUGUUUGAGAAAAAUAGUGUUUCUUUUGUUUUUAGACAUAAGGUGUACUCAUACUGAAGGCAAAUUUUGACGUAACAUUAAUCUAUAUUAAAUGAUAUAUUGAAAUUAUUAAAAAUUCUUGAUCUUUGACUUGUUUAGGCAUAUGUUUAAACUGAAUUUUGUAAAAAAAAAAUAGAUACUAAUGCCAACUGUGAGUAAAAUUUAAUAAAAAAAAUUUAAGCUACACGUAUGUACGUACAUACACAUUGGACUAUUAUUGCAGCGGCAACAAACAACCUCUAAGCCGGGCAAUUAGGUGUUUUUCAGGGACGACGGAAAGUUUGGAGGCUGGCCGGAAUGGAAAUUAGGGAAAUUUUACUGAAGUGACAGUUUUUGAGGAGGAAUAAAUCUGUCAUUGGAAGGGUCCUUCAAUUUCUCACUCGCCAGAAUCCCAAAAGAACGCCUGUAGUGAUUCCAAGUUUCCAAGUUUUUGUGAGGGUUUUAGUUUUUCUGCACUUCAAGGCUACAGAGGAUUCCAAUUCAAAUGAUGAAAGUGUAUUACAUAUCGCCUCUCUGUAAUUUUGGAUUAAGACACUGUCGUUAUGAAAUUUGCUUCACGUGCUUAUCUUCGCACACAUUCUAAUGGCGCAAGACUGUGACUGAAAAAUGCUUGAAGUACCCUCUGAGAACACGUGAAGCAAACACUCCAUGUCGGAAAUAUAAACGUAUUGUAUUGAAAGCACACGUAAUGGACAUGGUGUCAGUGGAUACACAUUUCCUUCCAAUGUUUCCCUGGACAGUUGACUCAAAAAAGAUUAAAUUUAUUUAAUAAUAAAUAAA